AUGAAACUCCGAAACUCCAAAGAAACCAAUCCCCAAAAUUUUAUGGCCUCACCAUCUCGCGAAAGGUCCGAGACCCCACCUCCUCCAGAGGAACCCUACAACUGGGGUACCGCAGACGACAUGCGCAAUUGGAUCUGCCCAGAGGUGAACCCUCAUAUAAUAGAUACUCUCCGAGAUGUCCACCCACACACUCUCGAAGAGACCUUUCAUUGGUAUGCUCGCCCCGGUUCUCCGGUCUGGGUGCUUAGCUCUAGUAAAAAGAGGCCCGUCCCGACUUGGCGUCAGGGUUACAUUGUAACGGAAGAUAAGACACAUUAUACAACCAAGGGAGUAUUCCGUUCAUAUGUGGUUCAGUAUAUCAUUGGAGGCGAGACUGUCAAAACCGUUCUCUGUCCUGGCCUGGAGCCGGAGUUGAAGCCAGACACGCCCCAAGUGCGACAGCUUUUGCGCGAAGCCGGUUUCCCCGCGGGACCCUGAGCCUCACUUAUAUCGGGGCAAAAGCCGUAUUUUCUCUUUUUCGCCCAGGAGGUCUCUUCUCAUUUUCGACUUUUGACACACACACAGCAAGCCACAUUGUAUACCACACCCACACGCAUAGUAUGUACACCACCGCUAUCACUACAAUGUUGCAUCGUAUAGUCGCAGGAAUAUCAUCUCAUUAAUCU
This is a messenger RNA of Laccaria bicolor S238N-H82, 665 nucleotides long. RefSeq lists its product as uncharacterized. NCBI's taxonomy places the organism in Eukaryota, Fungi, Basidiomycota, Agaricomycetes, Agaricales, Hydnangiaceae. The transcript has 3 exons. The record is from RefSeq and is a predicted model, not a curated record. Bases 1 to 477 code for a protein of 158 amino acids.